GGGAUGGAGUCCAUCAAUGCUUGGAAAUUCCUUGUGCUUUUCUUGCGUCAGCUAGAUGUUAGUACCACCGCCGGGAUACGGACUGGGGCCUGGUCCGCACGUACCUUCUGCCUGUUUUCUUCUCAUCUUGUCGGCAUCGCUCUCCAUGCGCUUGGUGGGGUCACCACUCUUCUUCUGGGCCUUGGAUGCCUCGGCCUGCUUCUUCAAGUUUUUGGCUCUAGAAAGGUCUCUCUGGUUUCCUCUCGACAUGGUCAAUUGACAUGAAAAUCACCAUGAAUAAUUUCCGCACCCUUAUAUAUUAUCAAAUUUUUGCAUGCACCAUUCCCUGAUCGAUAACAUCCGCCUUCCGAAAACGGCCAGGCCACAAAUGCUCGUGGCCCAACAGCGACGGCUGCACCCACCACCAAAUGGUCCUUCCACCUCCGCCAUGCUCCCCUCGUUGCGGGUUGUGGCGGGGUCCAGCCAUUACCGUGGCACUACUUGGAGACUGGCAAUUUCCACCAGAUCCGCACCGGCCACGCUGGUACUACCGCGGUGAUGUCAUGGCGAGAACAUGUCUGCACGUUGGUGAUGCUCCCGCAAACCUGGUGGCCACUUCGGUUCCUGAUGCUCGCUACUAUUGUCAAAACCGUUUGAAAUUUAUCACCUACAAUAGCAACUGGCCAGAUCAGGCCAAGGCGGAAGCCCUCCUGCACAUGGCGUUACAUAGUCAACCUGGUUGUUAACACGGAUCCCGAUCUAUUGACGUUGCAUGUUAUCUUGUGAUGCCCAGGUGGAAUUCGAUGGUGUGGCAGGGUGGUGGGAGGAUAGCA
This is a messenger RNA of Suhomyces tanzawaensis NRRL Y-17324, 812 nucleotides long. RefSeq lists its product as uncharacterized. The record is from RefSeq and is a predicted model, not a curated record. Lineage: Eukaryota; Fungi; Ascomycota; Pichiomycetes; Serinales; Debaryomycetaceae. The coding region runs from base 314 to 538 and encodes 74 amino acids. The transcript has a single exon.